AUGCGGCAAAGAGGGGGAAGUGCGUUUCUGACGGGCUUCCGGCGUGGCAACGCAUCCACGUUGGCUGUGCCAACCGUGGCAGUGCUGUUGCUGAUGCACGUGGCUUGUGGCGCUGCAGCCCGCCUGUGCACAAGCGCGGAUAUCAUACACUUCUUCUCGCCGUGUGAUAGGCAGACGGGCAAGCUGACCGUCCUGUCCUACAUCAGCAGCGACGCGGGUUGCGAACAGGGGAAUCUUUUCGUGCCACCCCCACGCACCACUGCUUGCUACGACUGCACAGAUGGUUACCGCCUGGACCCGCUGACGCUUGAGUGUGCCCUGUGUCCAGCCGGCACCUACUCCUCAUACACGACCCGCUACGUGACCUUUGACCCCUUGCCGGAAGGCGUGAGAACGUACUGCACUCCGGAGCCGUGUGCGUCGUGGAGCGCCGUGGAGGAUACUUAUGGAACGGUGAUCUCCUCAGGUGUGCAGCCGACCGAGAACCGUUCCAUGACGCAGUGGGGUACGAUCGACGAGUCGGUGGAGUCCACGCUGGACUUCUUAGUGGACGUCAUUGAGAGCAGCGGUUCGCUCGAGUUCGAUUACUCAAUCUCGUCUGAAGAAGCGUACGAUGGACUCGUGCUGCGCCUGAAUUACAGCAUUGUCAGAAACCCGGACACGGAGGUCGGUAACUACCGGUUUUUCGCCACGGGGGUACACCGCGACUGGUAUCACGCCUCCAUAAUGCUGCCGCAGGGUGUCACCCAGGUUCUGUUUGACUACGUGAAGGACAGCACCGGCCCAUUCUACGGCGAGGAGCUCACCGGCGUGAAUGACCGGGCGCUGUUACGCAACAUUGUCGUCAAAGGUACGUGCAAGACAGUGGCAGAGAUGCAGUGCGUCAGCUGUCCACCCGGGCAGUGGACGGCCAGGGAUGGCAGCGGUGGUGUUGGCGCAUCCCAGUGCGUUCGAUGUCCACGGAACACAUAUCGGGGAGAGGGCGAUACGCAGUGUCUCCAGUGCCCGCCGAACACAUCAUCGCGAGAGGGCGCUGGUAACUGCACCCCCAUGCGCGCGUGCACGGGGGGCGACUACAUUGCGCAGUACGGCAGCUGCCGCCUGAGUGACAACACGCGACUGCGGAGCUGGGUCAAGUACGAGGGCGCAGACUGUGUUGAAGUGGAGGGCAGCAGGCCGACGGCGACGAGGGUCGAUUGCGCGGCAUGUCUGCCGGGCAUGCGGCAUGCAGACAGUCGAGCUCGCGGGGCGUGUGUUAGUUGUCCUGCGGGGGAGUACCUGUUAGGCGAUAGGUGCGAAGUGUGUCCAUUGGGGACGGCCGCCAUACCCAAGCUGGUGUACAGCAGUGGCUUUGACGGCCUCGGCGGUGAUGUGAUGGCGCUGCCAGGGAUCUCGCUGUCGCGCACCUACUGCACAGGCUCUGCGAGCCGCUGCCAAAAGGAGGAAGGGAAAGGGUUCGAGCUUGUGGGGCUUCCGUUCGCUGACGAGGACAAUACACUGAUCGGCAUUCGACAAGAACACCUUGCCAGCUCGACCUACUCGCUGGCCACCCUCACCUACACCUUCCAUGCCGAGGAAGACGGCUGGGCGAACAUCACCUUCGCUUAUAUCAAUGCUGAGGGCAAGUACGUGCAAAGGAUGGAUUGGCGGACAACAUUGAACGUGCGGGUCAUCGUGGACGAUGACGCCGAAUAUCUGGCCCGAACUUUUGCGACUCAGACGGGGGGAAUGGACUCGAUGUUUUACUCCAUUCGUGUGCCGUACUACGUGGAUACGGCACUUCCUGCCAGCGGUUCCGACUCGACGCUCCGUGGCAUGCAGCACCGCUUAAGCUGGAUCGUGGAGGAGCUCGCCUUCACAUCAAACCCGAUCUCAGUCGUAAUCGUGGGCCUGGAAGUGUUUGGCGAUCUAUCGGGCGGUGUGCAGAAGUGCCAACCCUGCCGAGCUGGGUUUAGCUGCCCAUCACGCGCGGCGAAGAUGACUCCGUGCUCACCUGGCGCCGUGCAACCCUCAUUACAAGCCCACCGGUGCGAGCCCUGCAUCGGCAACACCUACGCUCCCGGAUACGGCUUCACGACAUGCCUUCCGUGCCCGAGCAACACGGUCGCAAACGCAGACCACACGGGCUGCAGCUCCGGCUGCGUGUUCAAACGACACGGCAUGCUGUACAACUUCAGCGAGCUGCGAGGUGUCGUCUUGAAUACGUCGGUGGGGUACGUAUUGCCAAUUAACACAUCCCUGUCCAACAUGACGGUCGAGGAGGCCGACGAGGCCGGUGUCCCCCGCCUCUAUUACUCUCCAUGCGACCCGCUCCCCGUCCGAGAUGCCCGGGCCACCUCCGAGAGGGACUCUGCUCUCACCCCGAUCACGCGCGAUCGGCUGUGCGUGCCUUCAGCGCGCGGCCGCAACAUCUCCUCUAGCGCGUACGUGUGUCAGCGCACUUCAGCCACCAGCGGGCACCACUUUGGCGACGCCACUACGCACAUGGAGGUCGGUCGGCAUCUCUACCUGGUGACGCAGUUGGGCAGCCCAUACACCUUCUACGGCUUCGAUACCUCCGCGGAUGACUGGGUCUACGACGUAAAGUCCAACUACAUGGCGUUUGUCGAGCUGGAGUGCAGCACGAGAGCCGAUGAGCCAAAGUUCGGCACGCUGCAGUACGCGGGCGAGAACUAUGAGAACCUUGUCCUUCGGUGGCGCUCGGCCUAUGCAUGCCCCCUCUGCACAAACGAAAGCUAUGAAAAGGUGGAGACGAGCUGCAAUGAUCCCCCCGCAAAGACGCGGCGGGUGUACUACGCCUUACGCACGGAAAGUAUGAGCUGCGUCGGCGGCUACGUGCCGCCGGAACCGAUUGUUGUGAAGUGCACCGAGUGCACCCUCGACUCCUACACCGUGCGCUGGCUGGAGUGCGACCCAGUAACAAAGACACAGGAGGGUGUCUACACACUUCUACCCGACCGCGCCAACUGCACACCAGGUGCCUUUCCGCUGCCCGUCGUGCAGCCGCGUCCGUGCGAUCCGUCGGGCGGUACCGCUGGCAGGGGUGCCUCUCGCAAAACGGUGGUGGUCCUUCUCGUGAUUCUCGGGCUCGUGCUAGCUGGACUGGGAGUUCUGACUGUGUACUACCGUCGUCUGCGGGAGCGUGUCGCGCGCGCGGCACGUGGGGAGGGAGCGGAGCUGGACGCCUACGGCGGCAUCUUGGACGAUCCGUAUGAUAAUGACGACGGAGGCGACCCUGCGGAGCCGUCAUCGUUCGGGCGCGACAGUACGGCUGCAACAGUGCAUCAACUGUGGGGCGUGGUGGUAAGCAUGGGUCAACACAUUCGCGACGCUGUCUCGCACAACGACGGCAGAAGCGUGAGAGCUGCCGCCCGCGCGUCUGCCGACGCUCGCGACAACUGGAACGGGUACGACUUCGCCGCCGCUUCGGAUGGCGGCACCAGCGAGAGCGGCGGUGGCAGUGGCAGUGGCAGCGGCAGUGCGGAUCGUGACGGCCAUGUGCAGAAUAUCUUUUCUCUCGCCGCCACUGACGACGAUAUCUUACCGGGACUUCGCUAG
Molecule: messenger RNA, 3558 nt
Organism: Leishmania major strain Friedlin
Lineage: Eukaryota; Euglenozoa; Kinetoplastea; Trypanosomatida; Trypanosomatidae
Exons: 1
Coding region: 1-3558 (1185 amino acids)
Source: RefSeq, a predicted model, not a curated record